This is a messenger RNA of Radiomyces spectabilis, 679 nucleotides long. Its product is annotated as C2 domain-containing protein. Gene Ontology annotation, molecular function: calcium ion binding. NCBI's taxonomy places the organism in Eukaryota, Fungi, Mucoromycota, Mucoromycetes, Mucorales, Radiomycetaceae. The transcript has 4 exons. The record is from RefSeq and is a predicted model, not a curated record. The coding region runs from base 42 to 527 and encodes 161 amino acids.
GCCAACCCCAUCUAUUUGCGUACUUUUGCUGACCCUCUCACAUGGCUUCCAACCUCAAGCUUCGCAUUGGUGUUUUAGCUGCUCGACAACUCGCCGCCGCGGAUAAAUCGGGCCUCUCAGAUCCUUACGCCGUCGUACGUAUCAAUAGCAAGAAAUACAAGACCAAGGUGAUUGAUCAAACGUUGGAUCCUGUAUGGAAUUUUGAAUUCGAUGUACCCUUGGAACCGGGCAAACUGCCCACGCUUAUCAACAUCACCGUAUGGGAUAAAGAUACGUUUGGACGAGAUUUUCUCGGAGAAGUCAGCAUUCCUUUCAAAAACAUAUUUGACCGCAACGCGGGAGGAUUAUCCGAUGGCGUAGCGAGACAUUACUCGGAUGAAGCCAACCAAACGGCGUGGUACACACUCAAUAAAAGAACAGAAAAAAAUAAUGUCUCGGGAGAAGUGGCCAUCAAAUUCGGUUUCAUGGAAGGUUACAUUCGACAGUAUGAAGAAUACGACCGAGUUUGGCAAGAGUUAAUCGGCUGAGCGGUUCAUGGAGUCGCAUGCAUCUGCAUAACCAAAUAUGGAAAGAUGGCAUUGUCUUAUUCAUCGCUAUAAACAUCGAACAAAAGACAAAAGGCAUACGAUAUAAACGCUAUGGAAUGAGCGAUUCAAUUGGAAUAAUAAUAAAAAGCUAU